AUGGAUCAAGUCAUCACCGCCUCUCGGACAUCCCUCACUCCCUGCGACCGCGGGAUUUUGGAUGUUUCGCCGUCCGCGCGUGCCUCGGCGCGGGGUCACUCCCGGGAAGCGUCGGAUGACCGUAGGGUGUCGAAACGGCCGCGAACGGACAGCGAGCGGGAUGACAGCGGCAGCAGUGCCGGGGAUUUCCUUUCAAACCACCUGGUUCCCGCUAACCAUCGGGCUUUUGUAGGGCGGAGUGAGUCUGCAGGUAGUAGCAUGGAUUCGCAACGCAGCAGCGUGAGGGUCGGCGUUAGAACGGGCGACAACGAGCGAUUAAGGUGCUCCAGCGAGCCUGCGACUCCGGACGGUGCGCGGCAACGAGAAGCGGUGCAGGCAGCGAGUCAGUCGGAGGGUGAGCAGGCCAUGCCACCCGCGGAGGCAGCGGCAGUCGUCAAGGGGUAUGCGACAACACCGCGCGGACAGGUUCACUACCGCAGGUGCGGGUCAGGCCAUCCGGUGGUGCUGUUGCACGACGCUGGACGUUCGUCCGCCAUGUGGGCGCCUGUGCUGCCGCUGCUGGCGGCGCGCGGGUGUUGCGCGCUGGCCGUGGAUCUGCCGGGGUGCGGCGAGACGACGGCGGCGUGUCGCGACUACAGCAUGCUGGAGAUGGGCGCCAUCGCCGUCGCCGCCGCCAUCAACGUCGGCUUCGCUCAACGCUUUGACCUUGUGGGUCAUGGAUUCGGGGCGAGCUUGGCGCUGCAGAUGGCGGCCGUGUUCCCCGCGCGGGUGAGGCGGGUGGGGCUGUGGGGCGUCAUGCCGCAGGACGAGCGCUCCAAGCAGCUCGCAGCCGCAGUGCAGGCAAUAAGCGCGGGGGGUGGGGAUGAGGAUGGUGGGGCGGCUGCUGCUCCACAGAGCGUGGUGGCGGUGGCAGUGCAGCAGAUGCUGAUGCGCAGUACAGCCCACCAUGUGCCUCUUCAUCAACUCGUUGAAGCGGUGAUGGAGGGCCUUCAGUCACUGCCCACGCGCCACUUGCUCGCCAAGGCGCAUGCAGCAGUGGACCACGGGGAUCUGCUGGACAAGGUGCAACAGCCCGUGCUGUGCCUGGCGGGCUGUGACGACCCAUUCCAGUCAGUCGCCUCCCCUUCUUCGCCUCGCUCCGCUCACUUCAUCCCUCGUUCAGCUAUGGCUGCCGCCACCUUGUCCUCUGCCCUGCGACUGACCGGUGCCGCGUGUGCCGCGCGUAUCUCGCGCUCCUCCGCCCUCCACACAGCCGCUGCCUCCUUCAAGCAGGGUACCCCAGCCGUCGGAUUCUCCGGCGCUCGCCUCCGCGACGUCCGACGCUCUGCGACGCCUGCUCACGGUCAGACGACUCGGCGACACAUGGCGACCGUUGCGACGAUCAAGGUCGGCGACAAGCUGCCCGACGGCAGCCUCUCCUACUUCGACGCUGAGGGCGCGCUUCAGACCAUCACUAUCGAGUCACUCACCAAGGGCAAGAAGGUGGUGCUGUUCGCGGUGCCGGGCGCGUUCACGCCGACGUGUUCGCAAAAGCACCUGCCGGGGUUCAUCGCCAAGGCGGACGAGCUGCGCGCCAAGGGCGUCGACACCAUCGCCUGCGUCUCCGUCAACGACCCCUUCGUCAUGCGCGCCUGGGGCGAAUCCGUCAACGCCGCCGGCAAGGUGCUGCUGCUCGCGGACGGCAGCGGCGUGUACACGGCGGCGCUGGGCGCGAGCCUGGAUCUGGCGGACAAGGGGCUGGGCGUGCGGUCGCGGCGGUACGCGCUCCUGGCGGACGACGGCGUCGUGACCGUGCUCAACCUGGAGGAGGGCGGCGCGUUCACCAACAGCAGCGCCGAAGACAUUCUCAAGGCGCUGUGA
Closterium sp. NIES-65 is the source of this 1860-nucleotide messenger RNA. The record is from the annotation of a GenBank genome assembly. NCBI's taxonomy places the organism in Eukaryota, Viridiplantae, Streptophyta, Zygnematophyceae, Desmidiales, Closteriaceae.